GGUAUAUCAAAGACGUACGUUCGAUAAAAAAAAGUUAAUUUAUACACACUUGGUACAACAACAAAUAUAUCCAAAAUUUUGAGUUAAAGGCGCGUGGAUCUCCACAGUGAAGUGGCGCUGAAAGAACUAAGUAAAUUGUUUCGGUAAAUAUAGAGUACACUGACACCAAAGAACAAACGGCAGCAAUCACCCAUUGAAAUCAAUAUCGCAAAGGACGAGGUAUAGCCGCUAUAUAAAUUUAUAACAUGAAAGCCGAUCGGCUUAUGCGUGUCAAUGGACGCAAAAAUCUCUGGCUAUUGCGGAACACCAAUAAGAUUUACGAUAGUGCGGUAAAGAGCUACUAUGACCGCAAAAACUCCUUCCUGGCCUGCAAUCCAACAGUAAUGCAGAGUCUGAAGGUGUGUGAAGAGCAUAGAGCACCGCUGCGGAAAACAUUGUUGGAAUAUCCACGCAACCACAAACAGGUGGUCGAACAGGUGAAUAAUGCCAAUUCGGGUAAUCUACUGAGUACCGUGAUUCAGGCCAAUCGACGUCGUUCCAUGUCCUUUUCAGCUGGCGGCCUGCGCAUGUACCGCGGCAGCAGCCGGGAAUGGGGAAACUUCGGAAGCAGUCUAGCAAGUAGCAGCACUUCGCUCGGUGCCGGCAACAAGCAGAGGCGCAACAUGCGAACGGCAGCUGCUGAAAUGGAUAUUGAUCAGCUCAAUCUGAGCGUAUUGCACGGACGUUCGAUGAGCUUACCGGCGCGUACAACACUCGAGUUGGGCAUGGGCAAUGCGUCAGACAACAACAAGGUCAGAAAGAGAGAUCCCCAGCCCAGCUGCCGUCAUCAUCUAAAUAAGAUUGAGCAGUCAAGGCAACGGCAGCACAGUCGGAUUUCUGACUACGACUAUGCCGAUCCGCAGCUGAUGGUUGUUGAUGAGGCACUGAAGCAAUGUCUUGCCGGCCGAUUCGACCGCCAAGCCGAAGCUGGCGAGAACUUCGGCAAAGGCCGACUUAUCGAUAGCCUGCAGCUAAAGGGUCUAUCCCAGGCGGCCCAAAAGGAGCAGAUGCGCAUCCACACGCUCGGCGAUCGCAUUAGACGAUUUGAGGUUAUACAAUUUGCAGAUGGGCCAGUCAAAUUUCAAGCCUUCAAUCGCCGUCAAGAGUAUGGAAGUGGCCGCAUCCGGCAUCUAGACAGCAAGCAGAUACCAAAACAGCCGCACUGCCUCAGCUUUCACAAUGUGCUCCACACGAAUCACAGGCAGCGCAGCAUGAACUAUCCGAUAAAGCAGGAACUGAAGCAGAAGCAGGAGCAGGUACAAAAGAUGGUAAUGGGGACAAAGCGAAGGACACAGGCCGUUCAAUUGGUCAGUGAAAAAAAGAAGGCGACGCCGCUGGAGCCGCUGGGGCCGCUGGGGCCGCGGGCGCCCAACCGGCGACCGCAGCAGAAACAGCAGCAGCAGGAACAACUAAAUCCAGGAUAUAUAGAUGCCUCGCCAAGGCCCAAUAAAAAGCUUAAUAAGACCAAAUCAAAAAGGUCCAUCAGACUAGCCAAAACCCGGAGCAAGAUCCUAAAGCAGACCGGAAGCCAGACCAACACCAAGAACAAGCAAAUGACCCAGCAGCAGCAGCAGCAGCAUCACUUGGACAAAGGAAAGAUCAAGAAGAUGCGCAAUCUAAUCUCAAGCAGGUACUGCGCAAGUGGCAUCCAAGCAGCUGCCACAACCAAUAAAAUCACUCGCACCAGUCAUGUGGUUCAUAUUAGAAGCAGCAACGCCGGCCGACGACUGGAAUUGGCACCUCAACGACUAGCCGAGCAGCUACAGGCGCAGCGCGAAAAGAAAAUGCCACAAAAAAUGACAAUAAAGCUGCCCGAACAGCCGGAGUCAUUGAAAGGUAUAAAUCAUCUGGUAGCUGCGAGUGCCAGUCAAGUGACCGACUGCAAGCGUGCCGUUAAGAAGCAACAGCAGAUAAUGCGGGCAGAAAUGUUGCACAUGCACGCUCAACAGCUGCGCCAGAGAGAGCAGCAAAAGCAACAACAACCGCAGCAAAUACACCAACUACACCGCGAACUCGUCAACCGACAGCAGCAACACCCGCAAAAACUGUUGAGUAAACCAACGGGAUGUUUGCCAAAGGCUGUUAAAACGCACGCGAUAUCGCAGCCAAUGAGUAAGCUAAAGCCGCCAGCUAAAAUGAAACCAAAGACGAAGCAGCCGAGACAGCAGCAGCCAAAGCAGCAGUACCAAAAGCAGCAGCACCAAAAGCAGCUGAAGUUACCACAGACAAAGAAAAGGGCAACACAACAGUGGGAGGGUAAAAAGUCUACGGGCAAUCGGCAAUCAGCGGCGAUUCCUCUGCCUGUCGAGCCCAGCCAGAAGCGAAGACCUCAGAAUUUACCAAUCCACGAGCCCGCCGGCGGUCACAAAAACGCCACGGAGAAAUACCUAUCGACAUCGUAUCAGAGAAUGCAGCAACAGCAGUUGCAUCAGCAGCUGCGGCAGCGUCGACAGCAGCCCUACGAGAACAUCUGGCGUCACACCUACUAAUGGCAAAUCUGUAUAUGCACACAACACUAACAUGCAUACUUAGUAACAUCCACACACACGCAUGACCUACAUACCCAAUUGCGGAAGACUGCAUUGACCUGUCCGAUACAUACACAGAGCGACGAAUCUCAACAAUACUUGUUAUUGGCAAUAAAAAAUAUAAAAUAUAUAUAAAUACA
Molecule: messenger RNA, 2707 nt
Organism: Drosophila grimshawi
Lineage: Eukaryota; Metazoa; Arthropoda; Insecta; Diptera; Drosophilidae
Product: putative mediator of RNA polymerase II transcription subunit 26
Exons: 2
Coding region: 246-2528 (760 amino acids)
Source: RefSeq, a predicted model, not a curated record